AUGAGGGUCCCCUUCUGGUCGCUGGCCUUGGUGGCCAUUUCAGCCUCUGCAAACUUGAUCAGCACUGAAACCGACCCUUACCUCGACGGGCCCGCAGACUUCCUAGCCAAACGAUCAAACCUCGUCAAGCGCUCACGGUCAAAAUGCGGUCCCAAUCUAGCUUCAGCAGCAACGGCAGCCAACAUCGUCAACCUGAGCGCGCGCAACGUCUCGCUCGGCUACAUCCGCCUAGAGCGCAAUGGGACCUCCCGCGCAGCACACCGAGUGAAGCGCAUGGAGCUACCGAACGAGAGCAUGGGCGUGCUUAUCGAAUACGAAAUCCCAAUUUCAGCGAGCCGAUCGUCCCGUACGAAGAAACAGAAACGCCCGAGGACAUGA
Molecule: messenger RNA, 378 nt
Organism: Penicillium brasilianum
Lineage: Eukaryota; Fungi; Ascomycota; Eurotiomycetes; Eurotiales; Aspergillaceae
Source: the annotation of a GenBank genome assembly